AUCUCUUUCUUUCUUUCGCGCUCUCUUGUUGCUUGUAUGCUCGACUUUCUUACUUGACUGCGGCUGAGCGGUUGCUUGAACCUCGCUUUUUGGCGGUCGCUGGCUGGCUAUUGCCAUUGCCAUUGCCAAUGCCCAUUGGCGCGGGCACUUCGGGGGAGAUUAGCGAGACGGAGAGAUUGCAGACUCUGCGUUGCUGCCCCCUGGACUCCCUGACGAUCGAGUGGUUUCUGCCACAAAAGAGCAGCAGGAGCGCAUGGGGGUGUUGCUGGGCAACCGGGGCUGCUGCGGAUGCGAUGCGUUCUUCCUGUCGUCCUGGCUACUUACGCGUCUUUGUCCCCAGAGACGAACAAGAACUGAAGCUGGAAGUCUCCGUUCGUGGGAAAUCCGUAAUUGUGGUGGGAACGGAUCGCGUCGUUGGGCCAAUCCGACGGCUCAUUCGUGGUCCCCUCGUCGUCUGGGCCAUGCAGAAAACCGUGCGGAACAGGUUCUGCUUCUGUUUUCCACUCCACUGUCGGUCGUCACGAGAGUACUUGUGCACUUCUUGCGUGGCAGCCAACGCGAGAGAGUGAGAGACGCGAAAAACAUAUUGGUUUUUUUCAACUUGAACUUGCCCGCUUCGCAACGUUGCAACGACUACUCCACUCGAGAACCAUGGUCGCUGUUCC
Coniophora puteana RWD-64-598 SS2 is the source of this 665-nucleotide messenger RNA. RefSeq lists its product as uncharacterized. Bases 129 to 569 code for a protein of 146 amino acids. NCBI's taxonomy places the organism in Eukaryota, Fungi, Basidiomycota, Agaricomycetes, Boletales, Coniophoraceae. The transcript is spliced from 3 exons. The record is from RefSeq and is a predicted model, not a curated record.